GCAAGCUACUCCCAGCUGUGUAUAAAGGGAGAAGUAAAGAGAAGCACCUGCACGUUCAAACUUGGAGCAGGCAAAGGGAGGCUCGGAAACAGUGAAUUUUCCAGAAGAAAGUUUCCAGUGAGCAAUUUGCAAGCAAGAGCCAGCACCAUGAAAGGUUUCAUUGCUUUGGCCUUGGUUUCUGCCUUCCUGAAAAUGUGCUGGGCAAACCAUGAGGGACAGCUGGCAAAUGGCGGUGUUCUCACCAAGGGAAGGCCGAAUGACGAGAAGCUGCCUCUCUUCUUCCCGAAGCGUUUCUAUGAUGGUCUGUCUUACGAUGGAUUUGUAGGAUUGAUGGGAAGGAGAAUGGCUGGUGCAAAGGAGAUUCCUGUGGCUCAAAAACGGGACAUGGAUGAUUUCUUUGUUGGUCUGAUGGGAAGACGAAACAUGGAACUUGAUGAUUCAACUGCUUUAAAUAAAGAUGUUCCAGAGAGAAAAGGACACAGCACAUCCACCAAUUGCAAGCUGAGGGCUUGUCGGUCCAUUUAACGUCGGAAGGAAUCGGGGCCAUUAGAAGGAAGUGAUUGCUCCAUCUACCAAAGUACACACCUUUCCAAAUUAAGCUAGUAAAUGUGUUUUAAACAAAGGAAAAUUAUAUUUACAGUAGAAUUAUGUUUAUAUUCAGACUCUGCAUGGGUGUGGUGAUUUUGGUUUCAGAGAAUCAGUGUCCAUCUUCGUCGGCAGCCAAGGAGAUGAGGAAGAAAUUGUGGUGAGAACACUAUUCUGGAGCUGGAACUGGUGUUAUGCUUUAUAUCAUCUUCCUUACUGUCCACUCUAAAUAAAUAUGCACUUUCAUUUAAUGUUAUAAUUUCAGUGUAUCUUGCCCUUUAACUCUUCAUGUUCCUGUAG
Messenger RNA from Hypanus sabinus (Atlantic stingray), 885 nucleotides. RefSeq names its product tachykinin-3-like. The transcript has 7 exons. Lineage: Eukaryota; Metazoa; Chordata; Chondrichthyes; Myliobatiformes; Dasyatidae. The record is from RefSeq and is a predicted model, not a curated record. Bases 148 to 525 code for a protein of 125 amino acids. Gene Ontology annotation, biological process: tachykinin receptor signaling pathway; positive regulation of blood pressure.